Molecule: messenger RNA, 1556 nt
Organism: Paramacrobiotus metropolitanus
Lineage: Eukaryota; Metazoa; Tardigrada; Eutardigrada; Parachela; Macrobiotidae
Exons: 5
Coding region: 396-1034 (212 amino acids)
Source: RefSeq, a predicted model, not a curated record
UGUGCGUGCCGCAUUAACUGCCAGUCGGCGAUCUAGCAGCUGUAUAUUGCGCGCUGAUAUCCAGUCAGCUGUGCCGUUUCCGCCUGCCUGUCUCUCUUUCCCGGCCUCAGUCCGCUCAGUACGCUUGAUGAUUGUGGCAACACACUAACUUUUCCUCUCUCAGCAAGCGGCGAAAAUUAAGCCACAAAUCCCGUUUGUAUCUAAGACGCGCGCGCAGCGGCAACUGAUAUUAUUCCCUCGUGAUGAUGGCGCAACGCUGCAACAAUGCCGACGUCUCUGUUGCUGUUUGACCUUUGCCGGCCGGUUAGCCGUUGCGUGGUGGCGGGCUCGACUAUGCCAUUUCCGUGUGCGACUGAUUACUUAUCGUGCUGUUAUUUCACUGCCUGGGCGCCAAGAUGAGUGCCGUGUCACUGGCCAGUCGUAAGCAGCGCCGCUCGUCCGCGCUGGCUGUGACCACGGAAACGCAACAUUUACUGGAAUGUAUUCAGUGCACCGUUCAGGUUAACGAUGAUAUUGCCCAGCUACACGAUCUGCUCACGCAGCUGGGAUCCGUUAAGGACAGCCCGCAGCUGCGGCGGGAAAUUAAUAAUGUGAUCAGACACUGCCUGGAAGUGGCGCGUAAUGCCAAGGAGCGCUUCCUCUAUAUUGUGCUCAAUUGUCGCGAUAACAUGAAACUGCAGAACCAAGCCGGUCAGCAGUUGGGGAUAUUCGGAUUCUGCCUGACGUACAUGCAGGGUGAACUGCAUAAGGGCCUUAAUUUAAUCACGAGCUUCCAGUUGAAGGACGAUAAUUCGCUUACCCCGGAAAGUCUCCAAAAUGAUUUGAUUGAAAUUGAUGGAAUCCUGCACACCGUGGAAAAGCAUGUACAUUAUAUCCGUCCAAGUUCCGAAACAGACACGCCCGAGCUUCUGCGCCGGAAGUCGGACCGCUCCCUCCAGGGGCGCAGCAGCGGCUCACUGCGUAUCUCUUCCCACCAAAACCAGACGGUGCCCUUCUGCACCGGCCUGAUGUGUAUGCCUAAGAAGUACAUCUGACCUUGCAGCCGGCAAUUUCCUCCAAUCAAAACCUCCACAAUCCGGAUCCAAAUGAAUAGAUGCUUCUAUGUAUACACAGUGACCUUGGGAUGGCGUGAUUUUCCUCUCUUUGUCAGAAACCUUGCGAUAUGUUUAUAAUUGCCUUUUUUCUUCUCCGGUCAAUCCACUACCAUUACUCUCGCUCUCUUUCUUUUUGUUGUCGACACAUGUACAAAGCCCAGAGUAUUGAAAAGAUGGAUUUUUGCCAAAGCCUUUUUUUGCUGGCAUAUGUUCCUGGUUUAAAAGGAAAUCCUGCAUUGUGAUAUGGGGAAGAGUUCUAUUCAAUAUUGAUGGUGCAUUAAGGCGUGACCUUUUAGUGGUGGCUGCAGCCUCUUUGUGAGACAGGCCAAUAAUGCGAUGUUGAAGCAUUUAUCGCAUGUGAUUUUGGCUCCUAUUGUAGCUAAUCGCUAAAUGCUCCACAUCCUUUAUCCAAUAAUCAAAAAUCCUGGGCGACGUUUGUGCGUCAUAAUUCACCUGUGCUCG